Molecule: messenger RNA, 1902 nt
Organism: Miscanthus lutarioriparius
Lineage: Eukaryota; Viridiplantae; Streptophyta; Magnoliopsida; Poales; Poaceae
Source: the annotation of a GenBank genome assembly
AUGGCCUCAGGCUGCCAUGGCACAUCGAAAGGAUGGAAAGCUACUGGAUGCUUUCAUCAUCUUUCUCACCUAGAGAGGGGGCAAAAGCCAGUGCUGCUCCAUGGCGCUGAAGACCAACGUCUGCAGCUUGCUGUGCUAAGCAUUGUGGCAAAUGUGCUUUGGUAUACACCACAACUUGCAGUAAAUAAGAUUAUGACUGGAAAUAUCACACAGUGCCAUGAUAAGAUAAAGCAUGAAGCUGAGAUCAAUGGCAACAUUAAGAUUUUUACAGAAGUUGAGAUUGAAAGAAUUACUAGAAACUUUAGCACUCUUAUCGGAAAAGGUGGCUUUGGAGAAGUUUAUAUGGGAAUCCUUGACGAUGACAAUGAGCCUGUAGCAGUGAAGAAAUAUAUCAAUGAAGAUUUGAGAGAAGUGUUUAUGGAAGAAGGAUGUCUUACUCCAAGGAGUGAUGUUUAUAGCUUUGGAUUAGUUCUCUGUGAACUAAUAGCUAGAGAAAGGGUAAGAAAAGGUGACAUUAACCUCAUUGGAUAUGUCAAUAAAGGCUGUGCAAGUGGUAAAGGGUUUAGAGAAAUAUUUGAUGCUGCAAUAGCAAAUGAGAACAACAUGAAGAUUCUUAAAGAAAUGAAGAAAUUGGCAAUUGAGUGCCUAUCACUGAUCAGUUAUAGGCGUCCUCAGAUGACUGAUGUGGUCAAACGCCUUCGGAUUCUGAGAAAAGAAUUGAAGGACAGACAUGAAAAUUAUUCAGAAUCAAUUUUGGCAUCACACCAUUCAUGGCGCAGAAACAACAGGCAAGAGAUAAUCAUGCCCACCUAUAAUUCUAAGAUGCAGAUUAAGAAGAGUUUGGUCUUUUUGAAGAGGAACCUUAGCAAUUCUAAGAUUCAAUCAGAACCCAGCAAUGUGAGAAUUCUCACACAGGAGGAGCUAAAAGAAGUCACACAUAAUUACUCUUAUCUACUCAGUGGAGGUACUUCAGGUAGAGUUUACAAAGGGACACUUGAGGACAAUACAGUGGUAGCAGUGAGAAUAUUUUCUCAAGUACUUGAGGGCUUUGAAGAAGCGUUUAUCAAUGGUGGGAUGAUCCUGUCUCAAAUAUUCCAUAGGAACAUCAUCAAACUUUUGGGAUAUUGCCCGGAUGCUGAUUGCCCAGCUUUCAUGUAUGAGUUUGCUGCUAAAGGUAGUUUAUCUGAUGUCCUGGACAGGCAUGAAGACUUCCCACUAGAUUUACGUGCAAAGAUUGCAGUAAAAAUUGCAGAAGCAUUAGAAUACCUCCACUCAUCAGCAACUGGUAUUAUCAGACACGGUUAUGUGGUACCAUCCAAGAUACUUCUAGAUGAUAAUUUCAUGCCAAAGCUCACUGGCUUUUCAUGGGCAAGGAAGUUUAUCAAGGAGAGUAACAUUAUUGCCAGCGACGAUGCAAUUACUAGUCAUCAGCUUCCAUCAAGCAGGUUCUACGACGACCUAAUUCACGAUCACUGUGUGUCACUAAAAGUGAAAACCGAUGUAUACCAGUUUGGUGUCCUUCUCUUGACGCUUAUUAGUAGGAAGAACUUUGUAUUUUAUGCCGAUCAUGAUGACCUCAUUUCACAAUUCCGCACAGCUUGCCUGGCAGAUGGCAGUGGAAGGACAUUUUUUGAUGAUGAUAUUGCAGUUCAUGGUGGAGAUAUUGUUCUGCUUGAAGAGAUGGGGAGGCUAUCGCUGAAGUGUAUUUGUGAGGAAAUAGAUCGGAGACCAACAAUGAAAGAAGUGGCAGAACACCUUCGAAUAAUCACGAGAUCUUGGAAGAAGUGCUCUUCAGAUGGAGCUACACCGGUAUCCAAAACCGUAACUAAAUCUCAUAUCACCGGAGCUGAAGGCACUAAACUUGACAGGCCACUUAGUUCAGAUAUUAGAGAUUGGCCAUAA